Molecule: messenger RNA, 2179 nt
Organism: Laetiporus sulphureus 93-53
Lineage: Eukaryota; Fungi; Basidiomycota; Agaricomycetes; Polyporales; Laetiporaceae
Exons: 11
Coding region: 28-2052 (674 amino acids)
Biological process (GO): actin filament polymerization
Cellular component (GO): cytoplasm; actin filament
Molecular function (GO): actin binding; microtubule binding
Source: RefSeq, a predicted model, not a curated record
CGAUCUAUUCACCUCCGGGCAAGACCCAUGGCACCAGCACGUACCGCAAACCGUCGUGGUCAGCGCGACCAGAAUGCGCCAACGCACAAUGCACCGACAGAUUCUGUCCCGGACCCAUCGAAGGAGAUUUUUCUGGAUCCCAUGAUGGGCACCCCUCUCCAGAUUUACGUUGAGAAAGACGUCGAGAACAAAGAGGCAGUCGAGAACCUGAUCAAGGAACAUGGCGGCAUCGUAUCACAGGGGUAUAGCAGCGUGCCUUAUAUCCUCGUGAAUCCUCACAGGGAAUCCGGUCAAAGUUUGUUUCGUCAAUAUGUUGGCAAGAAAGGCAAAAUUGUUCUCGAUGCCAAAUGGGCGUACGAAUGCGUCAAGGCCGGUGCCGUACAGACCUACCAAGAUGACUGGGCUGGCUGCAAGGUGACCGGCAAGGAGCAAGUCUUGCCAGCAAGUCAGAAUGCAGAAACACAAGCAGGGCCAUCCUCUGGAGAUGCUGGGGAGAAUGACAUUGCGCAACCGAUGCCACCGACUCUUCCGCCCCCUCCCGCUGUCCUUCAGCAACAGCCUCCUCAUGUCCCUCCAAUGCUACCUCCGCCAAUUUCAGCUUCUUCCUCAGAUCCUCUCCUUCCACAUCCACAUCCUCACCCGCACCCUCCCCCGUACACAUUUUACCCACCUCCUCAUGUCGAUUCUCGCGGCAUGCCGCCUCCGCCCGUUCUUCAUCCUCCCUCUGUACAUCCUCCACAGACAUGGCACGAGGGUGGAAUUGCGCCUCAACAGACUCAGACUAACGCACCGCCUCCGCCUCCGGCGCAUAUAAUGCCGCACGAAGCAUACCGAGGCCCUCAUGAAUGGAGUAGCCCUUACCAUCACCCUCCCCCUCCCGCCGUACCGCCUCCGGCUGCGAUGAUAGCAGGGCAACCACCUUAUCAGGAGUAUAGAUAUGGCCAAGAGCAGAGGCCCUGGCCCCCUACUGAUUAUUAUCCAGAACAGCAAUACGAUCAAGCUUAUAAUGAGGACGCAUAUAUGGACGAAGCAGGGCCUUCUAAUGACGAUUUGAGCACGACAGCAAUAUCAUCCGAGAAAAUGAGGGGUCGGAAGCGUAUCAGGACCCAGCCACAGCCAGCACCUCCUGCAUCUACUUUGGUGCUCAAUCGUCGCAAUCCUCCUGCGCGUUCACCUACUCCUCCGACCCGGGUCAUCAAGAGCACUUAUGGAGGCAAUCUGUUCACUUCUGAUGAUGUAUUGUACCUCAAGAGAUACAUCGACUACUGCCAAGAGCAAGGAUUAGUCUUAAGCUUGCGAGAGAUAUGCGAGCGGAUCGCUGUCAAGGCACCCCACCAUACGUUCUACUCGUGGCGUCGCUAUUGUAAUAAACAUCAAAUUCGGCUCGGAGGAUAUGCCAUGGAUGUGCGUGACGCGGAGGACGACCAUGGCCGUGGUGAGCAGCCCAGUGAGCAAGGUCAAGGCCAGGCCGAAGACGAGUCACACGCUCCGCUUCCCGGUGCAGGGCCAGAUACGAUAGCUGCUGCGCGGCGCGCAGUUGCUGCCGAUAUCAAUCGCACGAGGUCACCAACCCCUCCCAGGGCACUGUUCAGGAGCACCACUGGAAAAGGUGUCGCGUUCACUGAUGAAGAUGUCACUUUCCUCGUGCGGUUCCUCGAGUAUCGCAACAGGACGCAAGGAGGCAAGAUGGAUAUGGUGUCUUUCUGGAAGGAUGUCGCGUCGAAGGCCCCCCACCACUCUCGUGCGAGCUGGAUGAAGUUCUACCGGAGGCACAAGCAUGAAUUGCAUCAUACAGAAGGUGAUGCGCCUCUGCCUGCGCCUCCGGAGAAGAAGAUGAGGUACAGUCGCUCUGACGAUGUGCUGCUCGCCAAGUACUUCUUCCACAAGCCUGAGGGCACUUCCGACAAGAUUUUCCAAGAGUUUGGGCGGAUGCAACCUCACCAUCCCUGGAAGGGCUGGCAAGAGCACCAUCGGAUACACAAAGCCAAGAUCGACCAUCUUAUACAGCAGCUUGCCAACGGAGAGAACAUUGAAGUUGGUCCGGACGAUUAGGCGUUGUGCAGUAUUCAUGUAGGCUGUCGUUAGCAUUGUAGCCAUGUGAACACUGGCGUCGGUGAAUGGCAUAAUCUGAAACUGUACCAGAUGUAGCACGAUCAGUGCCGUCCGAAUAAGUUAUCGU